AUGGCUAGCUUACUACGCCUGCUCCGAACACAGUACACUCUCCCAGUCGACCCAACAGUCUCCUUUGCCGGCAAAACCGUCGUCUUGACUGGAGCCACGUCUGGCCUGGGUUUUGAAGCUGCCAUCAAGCUUCUGAAUUUAGGCGUGGAGUCGCUAAUAAUCGGCAGUCGCAGCCUAGAACGAGGAGAUGCAACCAAAACCGAGCUGGAAAAGCGCACGACCAGACAGGGAGUGAUCCAAGUAUGGGAGCUGGACAUGAACAGUUUCCAAAGCGUCAAGACCUUUGCGAGUCGCAUUCAAAAGGAAAUCAAGCAGCUAGACAUCGCACUCCUCAAUGCAGGUCUCUGUCAUAAAGUGUAUACCGCAUCACCGGAGGGAUGGGAAGAAACGCUGCAGGUUAACGCGUUGUCCACUUCUCUAUUGGCGCUUCUGCUCCUUCCGAAGCUAAGAGACAGCUCAUCUGACUCGAACCCGGCGCAUCUUGCUGUCGUUUCCAGCCAGCAGUUUGUUCAGGUCAAGGCUACGAGUCUCCGGACGGAGGGGCCACUAUUGGAGCAUUUGAAUGAUCCACGACACUUUAGUGGGACAAGGCAGUACGGCAUCUCUAAGCUGCUGCUGGAGUAUGCUCUGAAGACGGUGGCUGAUCGAGUACGGAAUGAGAAUGGAACUCUCCCAGUCAUUGUUAAUACGAUAAGCCCGGGACUGUGUGUGUCGUCGCUUGGACGGCAGUAUGGUCGAUUCUAUGAGCGAUGGGUUGUUUGGCUGUUCUAUAAGCUCUUUGCUCGCACAGCAGAGCAAGGAAGUCGGUCGCUAGUUAGUGCCACAUACCAGGGAGCAGAAUCACACGGAAAAUGCUGGAGGAGUGACGGGUAUUUGGACGAAUUCACUGCGCUGACAACGGGAACGGAAGGAAAGGAAUUCCAGGUCAAGGCGUGGAAGGAGAUCAUUGAGAUUCUUCAAGAGCAGUCUCAGAUGAUCGGUGCCAUGCAAACCGGCCCUCAGCAUCAUCACCAGCAGAGUAAACCAUCUCGACCAUCCCCCAACCCCUCUUCUAGUGGAGUCCCACCUCGGGUUCCCGUCACGAGUGCGCACAUGAACAAGCCAUUACCCGCACCAGCAGCAAACCAACACCGGACUCAUCCACUGCACCCAUCCCCACCUCCACAGAACUAUGGGUUUGGGCCACCCCCUUCCCAGCCUGUGCGCAAUCGGCCCCAGCCCUCAUCUCGGCCCCCACGGUCUCCAAACCCGCCUCCGUUGGCUGUCCCUGAUGACGAUCCGCAACAACUCUUCCCGCUGUUUCGCGCCGCCAACGCAUCCCACACUGGUUCACUGACCGAGUUGGAGCUGGGCUCCGCUCUGGUGAAUGGCGAUUUCACCUCGUUUCACCCUAAGACGGUGAAGAUGAUGAUCCGCAUGUUUGACCGGAAUAGCAGUGGAACGAUCUCGUUCGACGAGUUUGUGUCGCUAUGGCGCUACCUAGCCGCGUGGCGGGAGCUAUUUGACCGAUUCGAUGUCGACCGUAGCGGGCGCAUCAGCCUCCAGGAGUUUGAGAACGCACUCCUCGCAUUCGGAUACCGACUAAGCCAGCCGUUUGUGACGGUGCUUUUCACCACAUUUGAGAGCAAGGGACGACAAAUGAGUGGUGGGCCUGCUCACCCCGGAAAGAUGGGAAUGAGCUUCGACCUGUUUGUGCAGGCGUGUAUCAGCUUGAGACGGAUGACGGACGUGUUCAAGCGGUAUGACGAUGACCGCGAUGGUUACAUUACUGUGAGCUUUGAGGAGUUCUUAACUGAAAUCCUGCAACUACAGGACUAG
Aspergillus pseudotamarii is the source of this 1818-nucleotide messenger RNA. RefSeq lists its product as uncharacterized. The transcript is spliced from 4 exons. The record is from RefSeq and is a predicted model, not a curated record. Lineage: Eukaryota; Fungi; Ascomycota; Eurotiomycetes; Eurotiales; Aspergillaceae. Gene Ontology annotation, molecular function: calcium ion binding. The coding region runs from base 1 to 1818 and encodes 605 amino acids.